ACUAGUGUUACCUCCUUAACCCUUCUUAAUUUACAAAAUAAAAAAACUUAAUCCUUCAUAUUAACUAUCUAAUCUAAACAGAUUUACAUUAUUUUUAAUCCCUCAUGAGGGGUUAACUAAGUUAACCCUUCUCCUUAACACUUCUCUCCUAAUACUUGGCCAGAUGGCACCUACAGGAUUUAAGGGACUAUGCAAUUUCCAAGAUUCAAGGAAUCAAUAUGCAAUUACUGAAUAUUUAAGGGACAGCAUCCUGAAGAAAAACGUUGGUAUGACUUUGAUCACCAGCGUAUUUGUCCCUUGGCCGAAGAAAAUUCUUUCGAUACAUCAGGUGCUUAUAUUCUCUUCUACAGGAGGGUUGCAUCAGACUAAAGGUGGCACACGUUCCUUUAUGUAUCUUAUAGUUGCACUUGGAGCAAAUAAUAAUCCCAUAGACAGAGACUUCAGGCAGGCAGAAAGAGUCCAGAACCACAGGAUAACUGAUUUUGUUAAUUCAUUUGUUCGAUUUAUUCCAUUGAACAUCUUUUUUCCACUUAGUUGAUUCAUAUAGAAUUUUUGCCUCUGUAAAUUUGUGUUUUUUUGGUAUGACUUUGAUCACCAGCGUAUUUGUCCCUUGGCUGAAGAAAAUUCUUUAGAGACUUCAGGUGCUUAUAUUCUCUUCCACAGGAGGGUUGCAUCAGAAUAGAGAUGGCACACGUUCCUUGAUGCAUCCUAUAGUUGCACAUUGAGCAAACAGUAAAUCCAUAGGCAGAAACUUUACGCAGGCAGAAAGAGUUCAGAACCACAGGAUAACUGAUUUUGUUAAUUCAUUUGUUCGAUUUAUUCCAUUGAACAUCUUUUUUCCACUUUGUUGAUUCAUAUAGAAUUUUGCCUGUCUGUAAAUUUGUGUUUUUUUAGUAAAAUUGUUCAGAAGAUGUUGCUACUGAUUCCGCUGGAUAUUUGGCUAAUGGAAACUGAAAUCUUGUUUACUUUCUAA
Messenger RNA from Asparagus officinalis (garden asparagus), 973 nucleotides. RefSeq lists its product as uncharacterized. Bases 164 to 538 code for a protein of 124 amino acids. NCBI's taxonomy places the organism in Eukaryota, Viridiplantae, Streptophyta, Magnoliopsida, Asparagales, Asparagaceae. The record is from RefSeq and is a predicted model, not a curated record. The transcript has 2 exons.